AUGGCCGCACGCGACGCGCCCACGCGGACGGAGGGGCCGGAGGUGGACGCUGGAUUCGAGUUCGCCUUCGACAACGAGGCCUUCUCCGACAAGGUGCUGCGGAUAGAGGUCGUUGGCAGCAGAUACGACGCGACUCAGUUUGGCGCUGAUGCCACCGGCCGCAAGCGCCGCCGCGAGGAGGCCGAAGGUGAUAAUGGAGAAGGUAUCAACUCUUCUUGUAGUGUGAUGGGUACUCCAGUUCUACGAGUCAAGACCAUGUAUGUCAAUUCGGCGAUUCUUGCUUCAAAAAGUCCUUUCUUUUUCAAGCUUUUCUCCAAUGGUAUGAAAGAAUCUGGUCAAAGUCAGGCAUCAGUUAGAAUUACUGAUUCAGAUGAAAAUUCUUUCAUGGAGCUUUUACACUUUAUGUAUAGUGGGAAAUUGACACAAACAGCUGAUCCCGCUCUUCUGGUUGAUAUCCUUAUGGCUGCUGACAAAUUUGAGGUUGUUUCUUGCAUGAAGCUUUGUGGUCAGCGCCUCAUAACCAUGCCUAUGACCCUCGAAUCUGCAGUGCUGUGCCUAGAUCUCCCAAGUUCUGUUUCAAAUGCAGCUGACCUGGAAGAGGCAGCAAAGCAAUACCUUGCUGAAAAAUACAAGGAAUUCCUGUCAACAAAGUUCCAAGAUGAACUGAUGAGGAUCCCUCUUGCUGGGAUUGUAGCCAUCUUAUCAAGAUAUGACCUGGGGGUCGCAUCUGACGUAGCCGUCUAUGACUUCAUACUUAGGUGGGCAUUUUGGCAGUACCCAAAUUCAGAAGAAAGGUACAAGAUCUUAAGUUCACGUUUACUACCGCUAGUGCCGCUAAUGCGAGUAAAGAACGGUGUCAUGAAAGGUGUUGUGCCGGACUGUUCGAAGUCCGACGAUCCGCUAGUCGGAGUCGUGUCGGAGACGGGAGUGCUCGUCCACUCCCAGGAGGAGGAGGAGCUCGGCGAGUUCCUCGACGCCUCUGUUGGAGAUGCUCUAAAGACAAGACCGUCCCUGGAGUUUGUCACCAGGUACAAGUGCACUUACACUGAUAGUAGGAAGGAUGUGGAAUGCAGGGAUCUCUUUGGUGUUCCCUGGUCAGAGUUCAUUGCUGAUGACAGCCCUUUCUUCAUUGACGACAUACUGAAUCUGCAAGUUCACAUGAAGAUGGCGUAG
Messenger RNA from Lolium rigidum, 1173 nucleotides. RefSeq names its product BTB/POZ domain-containing protein POB1-like. Gene Ontology annotation, molecular function: protein binding. The coding region runs from base 1 to 1173 and encodes 390 amino acids. Gene Ontology annotation, biological process: response to red light. Gene Ontology annotation, cellular component: nucleus. Lineage: Eukaryota; Viridiplantae; Streptophyta; Magnoliopsida; Poales; Poaceae. The transcript has 7 exons. The record is from RefSeq and is a predicted model, not a curated record.